AUGCCUGAAAAACUCGAGAAAAACGGAACUCGAUCGAAAAAACAGAAAUCGUCUUUUUCUUCUCAAUUUAUUCUUGGCGCUGCAAUGGAUGAUGAUCAAUUGCGAACUCUUUUUUCCUCGUUGACCGUACUCGCUCAACAAGGGCCAAUUCCAGUGCAAGCCUAUUCAAUGGUUGUGAGAAAUACAUCACCAGAAACCCUUGCAGAGCAACUUCAUCAAAGAUGGUUGGCUGAUUCAAAAUUUGCCCCAAUUGCCGCUGAUAUUAUACUACAUAUUUUCAACUUAGAUCGAGGGGAUUUUGGAUUAGCAUCUUGUUGUCUUGCUUUACUAUUGAAUGAUUAUCGAAAUCGUCUCGAAGUUCGCAACAAAAGCAAGCUCAUGUUUCGCAAUUCGGUUAGAGCACUUUUUGGCCUUUACCCGGUUUAUAUGAAGAUGGACGAAUGUGUCGCAAAAUCUUUCAUCAAACCAAUGUUCAAUUGCCUUGACACACUUGUUGACAAUAAUCCCGAUCGAGAAGAUGCAAAGACAAUGGGUUUGCUUUUGUCAGAGAAUGGACGAACACUCCAUCAGCUCAAUCAAUAUCUCGUUGAUCGAUUGAUUGUCAAAGUUCGAGAUCAAAUGUGUAGCGAUGAACCAUUUAUGAAUUCGGAAAUACGAAGAAUAUUUCUACAUGUGAUGGAUUUAUGGGCAUUCGGUUGGAAUGAAUUAGCCAUUCCUGAUUGUCUUCUCAUUGAAUAUGAUGCUCCACCACAAAAAGCACAACUUAUUACACGAAAACAAACCAUUCCAAUAGUUCAUGCGCCUCGAAAAGGAAUUUUAAAAGAGAGAAAAGACGACAUUCAAAAAGUGGAAUUUGGCAGUAAAGAGAGCAUCGUU
Messenger RNA from Mesorhabditis belari, 876 nucleotides. Lineage: Eukaryota; Metazoa; Nematoda; Chromadorea; Rhabditida; Rhabditidae. The record is from the annotation of a GenBank genome assembly.